Pseudovirgaria hyperparasitica is the source of this 2090-nucleotide messenger RNA. RefSeq names its product Phosphoglucose isomerase. Gene Ontology annotation, cellular component: cytosol. Gene Ontology annotation, molecular function: monosaccharide binding; carbohydrate derivative binding; glucose-6-phosphate isomerase activity. NCBI's taxonomy places the organism in Eukaryota, Fungi, Ascomycota, Dothideomycetes, Acrospermales, Acrospermaceae. The coding region runs from base 262 to 1914 and encodes 550 amino acids. The record is from RefSeq and is a predicted model, not a curated record. The transcript is spliced from 4 exons. Gene Ontology annotation, biological process: glucose 6-phosphate metabolic process; gluconeogenesis; glycolytic process.
GUAAGUACUUCUGGAAGACAUUUUGUCCAACAUCUGGAUGACUGCGGCGUCAAGCUCUAUCAAAGCAUUAGCGCCACCCAUAUAACACGAAUAUACAAUUCUCCGUAUGGAUGAGCCACUGUGUUGCGCACUCACCCUCCAAGAUAGACAGCUUGUGAGAGGGGCUGGAUAUCGUAUUGUCAUUAAAUGGCCCGAUUCUAACUCCAUUCUAUACCAAUAUGUAUGAAAAAUGGCUAACAAGCCUUCAUUCACAGAUUCAAGAUGCCUGGAUUUUCACAAGCAAUUGAGCUCGAUGCGUGGCAGGAGCUCCAGAAGCAUCACCAGACUCUUGGAAAGGACAUUGUCUUGAAGAACUACUUCGAGAAAGAUCCCCAGCGCUUCCAAAAGUUUUCUCACACCUUCAAGAACGAUGCAGAUGGUACCGAGAUCAUAUUCGACUUCUCAAAGAACUUCAUAACUGAGGAGACAAUCCAACUACUCACCAAGCUUGCGAAGGAGGCAAAACUCGAACAGCUUCGCGAUGACAUGUUCAAGGGAGAGAAGAUCAACUUCACCGAAAAGAGAGCCGUAUACCAUGUUGCUUUGCGAAACACCAGCAACCAGCCAAUGGAAGUGGAUGGCAAGAGCGUUGUUGAAGGCGUCAACGAUGUACUUGAGCAUAUGAAGGAAUUCUCCGAGCAGGUCCGUAGCGGUGAAUGGAAGGGUUACACUGGAAAAUCUAUCAAGACCAUCAUCAACAUUGGCAUUGGUGGAUCCGAUCUUGGACCUGUGAUGGUUACUGAGGCUCUUAAAGCCUACUCAAAGAGAGAUCUCACCACUCACUUUGUUUCAAACAUCGAUGGCACUCACAUUGCGGAAGCUCUCAAGGACUCCGACCCUGAGACUACGCUUUUCCUUGUCGCCUCCAAGACUUUUACAACUGCCGAGACCACUACGAACGCGAACACUGCGAAGAGCUGGUUUCUAAAAUCCGCAAAGGAAUCUGACAUUGCCAAGCACUUCGUCGCCCUAUCCACUAACGAGUCUGAGGUCACUAAGUUUGGCAUCGACAAGAAGAACAUGUUUGGAUUCUCUGACUGGGUUGGUGGUCGCUACAGUGUUUGGAGUGCGAUUGGCCUGAGCGUGGCCUUGUACAUUGGUUACGACAACUUCCACCAAUUCCUCGCUGGUGCUCACUCCAUGGACAAGCACUUCAAGGAGACUCCUCUAGAAAAGAACAUCCCCGCUCUCGGAGGUCUCCUGAGUGUUUGGUACUCCGACUUCUUCGGUGCUCAGACGCAUCUUGUUGCCCCAUUCGAUCAAUAUCUCCACCGCUUCCCUGCUUACCUUCAGCAACUGUCGAUGGAGUCUAAUGGUAAGGCAAUUACUCGCUCUGGCGAAUAUGUCAAGUAUACGACCGGCCCAAUCGUUUUUGGCGAGCCUGCGACCAAUGCUCAGCAUUCCUUCUUCCAGCUUCUACACCAAGGUACUAAGCUGAUUCCUACGGACUUUAUCCUUGCCGCACAGAGCCACAACCCAGUGGAGAACAACAAGCAUCAAAAGAUGCUUGCCUCUAACUUCUUCGCACAGUCUGAGGCGCUCAUGGUCGGCAAGACCCCUGAGGAGGUCAAGGCUGAGGGUGCUGCUGAGGAACUUGUCUCCCACAAGACUUUCUUGGGCAACCGCCCAACCACUUCAAUCUUGGCUGAUAAGAUUACUCCGGCUACACUUGGUGCUUUGAUCGUCUACUACGAACAUCUGACCUUCACUGAAGGUGCUGUAUGGAACAUCAACAGCUUCGACCAGUGGGGUGUGGAGCUAGGCAAGAGCCUUGCCAAGAAGAUCCUCACCGAGCUAGAUGAGUCUAGCGAAUCUACUAGCCACGACGCAAGCACCAAUAGCCUCAUCAACGCCUUCAAGGCCAAGUUGACUUGAAUGAGAGCUUAUCGAGUAGUUAUGACAGGGCUUGACCCUCGUGAAGUGAGAAGCCACGAAUGAAAAGCAUAUAUAUUCGAAAUAUCAUGACUCGGAAUGCCUUUCUAGCUAUCUGUACCGUAGAUAGCCUCCAAUAUAGACUUGGUUCAAAGCAAUGGAGAUUGCUAUGAGUAUUC